Molecule: messenger RNA, 686 nt
Organism: Zea mays
Lineage: Eukaryota; Viridiplantae; Streptophyta; Magnoliopsida; Poales; Poaceae
Product: quinone oxidoreductase PIG3
Exons: 4
Coding region: 1-441 (146 amino acids)
Molecular function (GO): oxidoreductase activity, acting on NAD(P)H; NADPH binding
Source: RefSeq, a predicted model, not a curated record
AUGGCCAUGUGGGGGAAUGACAGACGACUGAAAUUUGUUGGGGAUGCAAAGACUCUUCGAAGGAACUUUGUGAUUGAUCUGUUCAGUGUUUAUGUGAUUCUGGAUAAUAUUGGAGGAUCAUAUCUCCAGCGCAAUCUAAACAGCUUAGGUGUUGAUGGUAGACUUUUCAUCAUUGGCUUCCAAGGGGGCAUAGCAGCUGAAGUGAACCUGCAAGCUGUGCUUGCACGCCGUUUGACCAUACAAGCUGCUGGACUGCGCAACAAAAGCCUUGCCAAUAAGGCAGAGAUUGUUAGUGAGGUGGAAAAGAACGUGUGGCCUGCUGUCACUGCUGGCAAAGUGAAGCCGGUGAUUUACAAGACGUUUCCGUUAUGUGAAGCUGCUGAGGCUCAUAGGUUGAUGGAAGCUACCACCCACAUCGGCAAGAUACUGCUGCUCCCAUGACUGCACCUUUGGCGUUUGCGCUCUUACUCUCGGAGGAGUCAGUUCAAGAACAUAUGCAACUUCUGUGACAGCCUGCAUGGAUGUUGUAAUGGUGUAGCAUGCAUUUUUUAUAUAUCUUGUAGUACUAUAUUGGAUCUUUUACCUCGAGAAAUUAUCUUGUCAAUUGGAUCCUUAAAGUGCUGAUGACAUUUUUCUGUGAGCUAUGAUAUAAUAAAUCUGGCAGAUAGAGCCACUACAGCACGUCA